UGCCUAGGUUACAGGUGUGUGCCACCAGGUCAGGUUUAUUCGGUGCCAGGGAUCAAACUCAGGACUUUGUGCAUGCUAACUAGGCAAACACCAACUGAGCAACAUUCCCAGUCCCUUUUACUUUUCAGGGUGUCCCUUCUAUAUCCCAUUACCUGCACAGUAGCAUGAGGGAACUUUCUAAAACCGUAAAUUAGACCUUGGAAUUCCCUGCUUGGCCUCCCAUUCCACACAGAAGGAAUUCCACAUUCCAUGCGGUGGUUCAACCUGUCUCUCUGAGCUUUCUUCACAGGCACACACAAACAGCCACCAAGCUCCAGCCUCAGGGACUUUGGGUUUCCCUCUGCCUGGAAGCACCCUUCCACCUUGUCUGAAUGGCUGUCACUUCUCAGAGGCCUUCCCAGAUUCUUUUCCUGUAAAGCAGCGCUCCUCGCCGACCCGGGUCUAGUUUCUUUGGUCUUUGCAGUCUUGUUUUGAGUCCAUACUCCCAUCCAGCAGCCCACAUCGCAAAGAAUCUGCCAUACAUACUGAGCCCGGGCAUAAUGUAGGGCCCUAUGGGCACCUGGCCACCGAAACACAGGUGGAUGCAGCGACAUCUGAGCUGAGACCCGAAGGCCCGGGAGAGCGAGGCUGUCUCCGAGCUCCUGCCUGCUAUCCGUCUGAAAGAAAGGGGGUAUGGUUUUCAGGGUGAUGCCAACAGUGACCGGGCGCAGAGCGGAUCGCACCGGAGAUCAGGUUCCCCGAGAGGGCGACACGCUGGUCCCGGGAUGAAUCUGGGUCAGCUCCCUGUUCCACGCGAGUCCCCGAGCCGCGUGGGGGAGGCUGGCGACACCCGUGCGUGCAGGCCUGCGGUCGCUCAGCCCCUUCCGUGUCGCCGCCGUGGCAACCGCUUCCGCCGGGAGGCCCCGACGUGGCGCAGCUGUCCAGGGACCUGACGCUGGCGGCUCAGCCAAUGGCGGCGAGUGCGGGGCGGCCUCCCGCCGCCAGAGGGCGCCGUCGUGAGCGCCGCGGGCAGGCAGCCACCGCGGGUCGGAGAGGGAAGCCGUGAACGAGCAAGGGCGAGGGAGAGAGAGAGCGUAGGGCCCCACAGCCGUCCCAGCGUCCCGCACCGCCUGCGUUCCGGGCGCGGCGUCCCGCAGAUUCCUCAUUUAGCAAGUGGAUGUGCGGGGUAACAUGUCCAGCGUGUCCGAGGAGAGAAGAAAAAGGCAGCAAAACAUUAAGGAAGGACUGCAGUUUAUCCAGUCUCCGCUGUCAUAUCCAGGGACUCAGGAACAAUAUGCGGUAUAUUUGCAUGCUCUUGUGAGCAAUCUUUUUAAUGAAGGAAAUGAUAUUUAUCGGGAACAUGAUUGGAGUAGCUCAAUAAGCCAGUACACAGAAGCUUUGAGUAUAGCUGAUUAUGCAAAGUCUGAAGAAAUUGUAAUUCCUAAAGAAAUCAUUGAAAAACUACAUAUAAAUCGUAUUGCCUGCUAUUCUAAUAUGGGGUUUCAUGAUAAAGUUUUAGAAGACUGUAAUACUGUCCUCAGUUUUAAUGCAAAUAAUUGCAAGGCUCUGUACCGGAAGUCUAAGGCUCUGAGUGACUUAGGACACUACAAAGAGGCUUAUGAUGCUGUAGCACAGUGCUCCUUAGCAGUGCCUCAGGAUGAACAUGUAAUAAAACUAACUCAAGAAUUAGCUCAGAAAUUGGGAUUUAAAAUAAGGAAAGCAUAUGUUAGAGCCAAGCUCUCACUGAAACCAGUUCCUGGGGAUGGGGCUGCCAAGGCUGUGAACUAUUCUGUGGAAGAUAUUGAGCCAGAUUUGUUAACCCCAAGGCAAGAAGUAUUUCCGGUUGUCUCCUUACCUACAUCCAGUUUUUCUCAUGACAUUGGGAGUGAGCUGGCCUCAGUUUCUAUUAUGCCCUUAGCUUCUGUUUUGCAACUGCAAGUGGAUGAGAGCUCUCUGCCAUCCACAAUGUUGGCAAAUGGAGGGAAGAUCCCCUUCACCAUGCCAGAAGCUUUUCUAGAUGAUGGAGACAUGGUCCUUGGGGAUGAAAUAGACGACCUCCUGGAUUCUGCACCAGAAGCAAAUGAUGCUGUUUUGCCCUCAACUCUGGUCAGAGGACCCCUCCCAACAGCCAGUAUGACUCCUAGCUUGCCCUUCACCACGACAUCCCUGCUUGGAACCUUGCCUAUUGGUGCGAGGUAUGCUCCUCCACCCUCCUUUGCAGAGUUGUAUCCUCCUCUGACCUCAUCCUUGGAAGAUUUUUGCUCUUCUUUAAAUUCAUUUUCAAUGACUGAAUCCAAAAGAGAUCUGUCCACCUCAACUUCUAGAGAGGGAACAACGCUUAACAACAGUAAUUCUUCCCUUUUACUUAUGAAUGGACCAAGUAGUUUGUUUGCCUCUGAGAAUUUCCUGGGAAUUUCAAAUCAGCCUAGAAAUGACUUUGGAAACUUUUUUGGAAGUGUGAUUGCUAAACCAUCUUCCUCAGGGACUCCAAGGCAUCCCCUCGAAGGAACCCAUGAGCUGAGACAAGCUUGCCAGUCCUGCUUUGUUAAAUCAGGCCCUAAGUUAAUGGAUUUCACUUACCAUGCUAAUAUAGAUCAUAAAUGUAAGAAAGAUAUUUUAAUUGGUAGGAUAAAGAACGUUGAAGAUAAAUCAUGGAAAAAAAUACGUCCAAGACCAACAAAAACAAAUUAUGAAGGACCAUAUUAUAUAUGUAAAGAUGUUGCUGCGGAGGAGGAAUGUCGCUAUUCUGGCCACUGUACAUUUGCUUAUUGCCAAGAAGAGAUAGAUGUGUGGACCCUGGAAAGAAAAGGGGCAUUCAGUCGAGAGGCUUUCUUUGGUGGCAAUGGAAAAAUCAACCUCACUGUAGUCAAACUUCUCCAAGAACAUCUUGGAGAAUUUACAUUUCUUUGUGAGAAAUGUUUUGAUCAUAAACCUAGAAUGAUAAGUAAAAGAAAUAAAGACAAUUCCACUGCUUGUUCUCACCCGGUUACAAAGCAUGAAUUUGAAGACAAUAAGUGCCUUGUCCACAUUUUGCGAGAGACCACAGUAAAAUAUUCCAAAAUACGCUCUUUUCAUAGCCAGUGUCAGCUUGAUCUAUGUCGACAUGAAGUUCGCUAUGGCUGCUUAAGGGAAGAUGAGUGCUUCUAUGCCCAUAGCCUUGUUGAACUGAAAGUCUGGAUAUUGCAAAAUGAAACAGGUAUCUCACACGAUGAUAUUGCUCAAGAAUCUAAACAAUAUUGGAGAAAUUUGGAAGCAAGCAUGCCUGGAGUUCAGGUACUUGGCAAUCAAAUAAUGCCUGGAUUUCUUAAUAUGGAGAUAAAAUUUGUGUGUGCUCAGUGUCUGAGACAUGGUCAAGUCAUUGAACCAGACAAAAACAGAAAAUAUUGUAGUGCAAAAGCACAGCAUUCGUGGACCAAAGAUCGUCGUGCAAUGAGAGCGAUGUCUUUUGAACGUAAGAAGUGGAUGAACAUCCGUCCUCUCCCCACAAAGAAACAAAUGCCUUUACAGUUUGAUCUAUGCAACCAUAUUGCUUCUGGGAAAAAAUGUCAAUAUGUUGGGAACUGUUCAUUUGCUCAUAGCCCUGAGGAACGAGAAGUGUGGACUUACAUGAAGGAUAAUGGGAUACAAGAUAUGGAACAAUUUUAUGAACUCUGGCUAAAGAGUCAAAAAAGUGAAAAAAGUGAUGAUGUAGCCAGUCAGUCAAACAAAGAAAAUGGGAAACAAAUUCACAUGCCAACAGAUUAUGCUGAAGUUACCGUGGACUUUCACUGCUGGAUGUGUGGGAAGAACUGUAACAGCGAGAAGCAGUGGCAAGGCCACAUCUCUUCUGAAAAGCACAAGGAGAAGGUUUUCCACACCGAAGAUGACCAGUACUGCUGGCAGCACCGCUUCCCCACGGGAUACUUUAAUAUUUGUGAGAGGUAUAUGAAUGGUACCUGUGUAGAAGGAAGCAGCUGUAAAUUUGCACAUGGAAAUGCUGAACUUCAUGAAUGGGAAGAAAGAAGAAAUGCCCUAAAGAUGAAACUCAACAAAGCACGAAAAGAUCACUUAAUUGCCCCAAAUGAUAAUGACUUUGGAAAAUAUAGUUUUUUGUUUAAAGAUUUAAACUAAUAUGCUGACUUUUAUGUAACCCCAUCAGAUCAUUGACCAGAAAAACUGGAAGUGUUGAGUGGCAGGUAGCAGAGGAGCUGCAGAUUUUCUGCUUGUAUUGGCAUCUAUUGUUCCUCCUGAGCAGCAACCCACAGUAGGUAGGAAAAUGGCUGUUUAACAGGCCUGGCCAAGCUCUCAUGGAGCCACUGGCAUCAGAUGGCAAAGUGACUUGCUGCCUGGUUGCUGUCUGUUGAACAGACUUUUGGAUGAAGUGUGUUGGGGAAGAGGAUAAUAUCUAGGACAACUCUGAGUUGGUCCAUCAGAUAAGUACCAUGAUGGUAAGAGAAAAAAACACUGGGAUCAAAAUACAUGAUGGAUGAAAUUCUUUACAUGUUUUAGUGGAAUGAAUUUAUUUAAUAUAAUAAAGUUUGCUACUUAUCUGUAUGUAGGUUGCUAAAAAGGAUUUUCUUAACUCAGAUUUUAAGCCAAAUAACCAUUUAACACCAGUAUCUGUUAAAUGGAGUAUUUUUCUGUAUUUGUAGGUUCACUGUGAUAAGGGAUCUGAUGAUUAUGUGCAUCGAGAAUAUUUUGAAAAAUAAUCAGUUGACGCAAAUUUCAUUUCUUGGUCUUUGCUAUUUAAAUGAUGAUUUCAAAAGAUUAAACUUGUACUGUUGGUAUUGUGUAGUAUAUGGACCAAUAUUGCCUGUAAUAAAAGAUUUUAUAUAUAGAUGACUUUCA
This is a messenger RNA of Nannospalax galili (Upper Galilee mountains blind mole rat), 4806 nucleotides long. RefSeq names its product zinc finger CCCH-type containing 7A (gene Zc3h7a). The record is from RefSeq and is a predicted model, not a curated record. Lineage: Eukaryota; Metazoa; Chordata; Mammalia; Rodentia; Spalacidae. The transcript has 23 exons. Gene Ontology annotation, molecular function: protein binding; miRNA binding; metal ion binding. Gene Ontology annotation, biological process: miRNA processing. The coding region runs from base 1171 to 4089 and encodes 972 amino acids.